Messenger RNA from Physella acuta, 963 nucleotides. RefSeq lists its product as uncharacterized. NCBI's taxonomy places the organism in Eukaryota, Metazoa, Mollusca, Gastropoda, Physidae. The record is from RefSeq and is a predicted model, not a curated record.
AUGGAUGUGAGGAAAUGUUCGACACCAGCAAGUGGGAACUCCAGCAAAUUACGUAACGUAAGCGGGCAACAAAGGCUAGCAGACGAGCACCAGGUACCAGCAUCAGCAGACGUCAACAGCCAGACGUCAGUACCCCAGGGGGCUGUAUGCGCAGUGAACACAUCAGCAGGAGAACAGAACGUCCUGCAGCACGUCAUGUGUCAAGAUGGGCAGUGGAAAACUGCAGAUUACUCAACUCUGUGGGAGAUAGGACGCCAAGAUUCGAGGAGACAGAAGAGACGGGACUUCGGCCACCACGGACCUACAGGAGGUCCGCACUGCCGUGAGAUCUGUGACUCGGGGUGGUGGAAGCGGCCGUGUAAAGAAAGGACACGCCAUACUGCGGGUCCUAGACCAGGAUCAACUUUAGGUGAAGGCUCCUACAAGGUUAUCUACGAGGCCAAGACUAAGACGGGUUUGGUUGAAUUCUGUGAAACAACAUUUUUGGUCAAGCGCAAUGCUUCGGACAUAAACAUACACUGCACAUAUCCUGACGCGAGCUAUACCUGCCCCAACGGCACCAAGGUUGGAGCCAACUGCACGUCAGUGUGUAACGAUGACGACGGCAACACCACACGGACCCUGACGAUCACCUGCCAGAAAAACCUGACGUGGUCCAACUACAAGAUGUGUCGAGCAUGCCCGACCAGUCUCAACAUCGACGAGACCCACCUGGAGAGGAUCCACUGCUCUGUGGACAGAGACGUGGGCAUGAUGCUGUGUACGGUGGUGUGCGAGAAAGGGUACAUGACCGGCCGCGAGACCUACCUGAUGUGUGGGCUCAUGACCAACUUCACCUGGUCGCAGGUGACCAAGGAGAAUCCCCUAGGGGUGGUCCCAGCUUGUGUCGUAUCCCUAUGCGGUCAGUGUUCAGCAGAGCGUGUUCAGGCUGGAGGCGAGGAUGAAGGCAAACACGAGGAAUGA